GUUCUUUUUGGAUGCGGUGCAGAAGCGAGAAGUCGUCUGUGAUUUCUACCGGAUUAUUGGAAGUUCUUUAAAAAGAUCAAAAAUGUCGCAGGUUUCUGCCCGACCUCUUGUUACGGUUUACGAUGAGAAGAAUGUGGCAACGGGAAAGACUGUCGUUCUUCCUGCCGUAUUCCGAGCUCCUAUUCGACCGGACGUGGUGAACUUCGUCCACACGAGCAUGCGCUUUAACACGCGCCAAGCAUAUGCCGUGUCCGAUCUUGCUGGCCAUCAAACAUCGGCGGAAUCAUGGGGAACUGGUCGAGCUGUGGCUCGUAUUCCUCGUGUACGCGGUGGUGGAACCCACCGAUCCGGACAAGGUGCGUUCGGCAAUAUGUGUCGCGGAGGACGCAUGUUUGCGCCAACCAAGACGUGGCGCCGAUGGCAUCGUAAGAUCAACGUGACCCAGCGUCGCUACGCAUUGGUUUCAGCCAUCGCCGCCACCGGUGUUCCGGCUUUGGUUAUGGCUCGCGGACAUAUUAUUGAUCAGAUCCCGGAGGUUCCGUUGGUGGUUUCUGACAAGGUGGAAGAGCUGAAGAAAACCAAGGAUGCUGUCACGUUUUUGCGCCGUGUUCGAGCGUGGGGAGAUGUUCUGAAAGUGUACAAGUCGCGACGUUUCCGAGCUGGUCGCGGUAAACUGAGAAACCGUCGCCGCAUCCAUAAGAAAGGCCCGUUGAUCGUUUAUAAUCAGGACAACGGUGUCACCAGAGCUUUCCGUAACAUCCCAGGCGUGGAUGUGGUCCAUAUUCGCAGUCUGAAUUUGCUGAAGCUGGCUCCGGGAGCUCAUUUAGGGCGAUUUACAAUUUGGACUGAGUCUUCUUUCCGUCUGCUGGACGAUUUGUAUGGAUCAUACACCACUAAGUCUAAAUUGAAGACCGACUACAACUUGCCGCAGCACAAGAUGACCAUCACGGACCUUAAACGACUGCUGCAAUCGGACAAGAUCCAAGCUGCUCUGCGCCCCCGCAAAAACAAGCCCUCGCGUCGUGUGGUGAAGAAGAACCCUCUCAAACACAUCCGUGUGAUGCUGAAGUUGAACCCCCACGCGGAGGUAGUGAAGCGAAAGGCUCAUUUGCGCAGCGAGAAGAUCGUCAAAAAGGCGGCUGCCCCAAAAGACUCUAAAGCCGCAAAGGCUCCUUCUGCUAAGCCACAAAAGGGCGCUGUUAAAGCAAAAUAGAGUAAUUUUGGAUUUAGUUGUCUAUCUGUCAAUUUUUAGCGAAUAAAUAAAAACCUGUAAACAU
Molecule: messenger RNA, 1277 nt
Organism: Paramacrobiotus metropolitanus
Lineage: Eukaryota; Metazoa; Tardigrada; Eutardigrada; Parachela; Macrobiotidae
Product: 60S ribosomal protein L4-like
Exons: 5
Coding region: 83-1213 (376 amino acids)
Biological process (GO): translation
Cellular component (GO): cytosolic large ribosomal subunit; ribosome
Molecular function (GO): structural constituent of ribosome; RNA binding
Source: RefSeq, a predicted model, not a curated record